Molecule: messenger RNA, 450 nt
Organism: Papilio polytes (common Mormon)
Lineage: Eukaryota; Metazoa; Arthropoda; Insecta; Lepidoptera; Papilionidae
Product: oxidoreductase-like domain-containing protein 1
Exons: 3
Coding region: 103-432 (109 amino acids)
Cellular component (GO): mitochondrion
Source: RefSeq, a predicted model, not a curated record
UGAACUUUAUUUUUUAUGCAUUUUUAUAGUAAAAGCAACAACGAAAUAAAAUGACUUGAUAAUUUAUGUUAAUACCUUAUACGCUAAUGUUUUCAAAUCAAUAUGAUUAAAUUACGACUGCACAGGUUUAUGCCAAUAUUUUGGAGACAUCACAGAUAUAAUUUUAUGUGCACAAAUGAAUCACAAGUUGACUAUGAAAAAGAAAUUGAAAUUAAACGAAUUAAGGAGAAUGCAUCAUUAGAUGAGCCACCCACUGCAUGCUGCCAGUCUGGAUGUGCAAACUGUGUGUUUAUAGUGUGGGCAGAGGCAUUGACUUCAAAAAUGGAAAAUGCAGGGCCAGAGAUUAUAGAGAAGAUAAUGAAUACAGUUGAUGAUCCAUCUAUGAAAGCUUAUCUAGAAAUGGAGUUAAGAAUAAGAGGAUUGAAAAAAUAAAAACACUAAUGUUUUGAU